This is a messenger RNA of Pestalotiopsis fici W106-1, 708 nucleotides long. RefSeq lists its product as uncharacterized. The transcript has a single exon. The coding region runs from base 1 to 708 and encodes 235 amino acids. The record is from RefSeq and is a predicted model, not a curated record. NCBI's taxonomy places the organism in Eukaryota, Fungi, Ascomycota, Sordariomycetes, Amphisphaeriales, Sporocadaceae.
AUGGCCCCAACGCUCCUAUACAAGAAUGCGCUGUCGUCGGCUGCAGACGUCGAGACCUGGGUAGCCGAAGGCCCCGUGAAAGCAACCACGAGCCCCAACGGCUCCUCAGUCGAGCUGACCUCGACCGGCGGCUGGGACGACCACUUUACCUUUUGGUGUCCAGAGGUGUUUCCGGACCGGAUCCGCAUCACGUGGGAGUUUGCGCCGGUGCAGGAACCUGGCUUGGCCAUGCUCUUUUUUGGCGCUUCUGCUGUUGCUUCCGUCCCAGAGGGAGGUGACAACAACGGCGGCAGUAUAUUUGGUGACGGCGUCAAGCCGCGCAACGGGGCGUAUCCCCAGUACCACUCGAGCGAUAUCCGCACCCUGCACGUGUCAUAUUUUCGGAGGCGGUGGGAAGACGAGAGGGCGUUUCAUACGUGUAACCUGCGCAAGAGUCCCGGGUUCCAUCUCGUGGCGCAGGGCGCGGAUCCGUUGCCGCCGGUUGUGGACGCCCGGGGCGCCUUUUACAGGAUCGAGGUCGUCAAGGACGGUCGGGACGUCAAGUUUGGGAUUGAAGGGCUGCCGCUUUUUAGCUGGACUGACGACGGCGACGACGCCAAGGAAAAUACUGGUCCCGUUGUUGGUGGCGGACGCAUUGGCUUUCGACAAAUGGCGCCAUUGGUUGCAAGAUAUAGGAAUUUAGAGGUUCAUUCUUUGGAUGAAGAGUAA